Messenger RNA from Microthlaspi erraticum, 231 nucleotides. NCBI's taxonomy places the organism in Eukaryota, Viridiplantae, Streptophyta, Magnoliopsida, Brassicales, Brassicaceae. The record is from the annotation of a GenBank genome assembly.
AUGAACAAGAAAGAUCACCGGGUCCCUGAUAAAGCUGUUUCAAAGUGCACAUCAUGUGGAUCAGAUUAUGGUGCGUUUAUGCCAAGGCAUCAUUGCAGGAAUUGUCGUGAUCUCUUCUGUUACAAGUGUACUCAAGGCAGGAUUGCUCUCACUGCUGAGGAUAAUGCUCCCCAAGUCCAUGUCUGCGACCGGUGUCAAAAAGGGUUGAUUCAGGCGAAAGGAGCCUGCUAG